AUGGAGGAUACCAAAAAGAAUGCGUACACGAUCCUCGAGCUGCAGCCCGGUCCCGACGUGGACGACACCAUCAUUAAAAAGGCUUAUCGUAGGCUUGCAAUACUUAAGCACCCUGAUAAAAACCGUGAUAACCCAAAUGCUGCUGAGGAGUUCGCGGAGCUGGAGCAGGCGUAUCGGCUGCUCCUCGACAAGGACGCAAGGGGUGCAUUGGAUGACCUGCUCAGGGCUCAGGCUCAGCGGGCGGCACGAGAGUCCCAGGUCAGCGACAAGCGGCGGAAGCUGAAGGAGGAGCUGGAGCGGCGGGAACGGCAG
This is a messenger RNA of Volvox carteri f. nagariensis, 312 nucleotides long. It is a transcript of the gene dnj19, whose product is annotated as molecular chaperone. The record is from RefSeq and is a predicted model, not a curated record. The transcript has 4 exons. The annotation marks the transcript as partial. Lineage: Eukaryota; Viridiplantae; Chlorophyta; Chlorophyceae; Chlamydomonadales; Volvocaceae.